Messenger RNA from Amaranthus tricolor (Joseph's coat), 1443 nucleotides. Its product is annotated as ribulose-phosphate 3-epimerase, chloroplastic. The transcript has 10 exons. The record is from RefSeq and is a predicted model, not a curated record. Gene Ontology annotation, cellular component: cytosol. Gene Ontology annotation, biological process: carbohydrate metabolic process; pentose-phosphate shunt, non-oxidative branch; pentose-phosphate shunt. Bases 302 to 1159 code for a protein of 285 amino acids. Gene Ontology annotation, molecular function: metal ion binding; D-ribulose-phosphate 3-epimerase activity. NCBI's taxonomy places the organism in Eukaryota, Viridiplantae, Streptophyta, Magnoliopsida, Caryophyllales, Amaranthaceae.
ACCAAAACAAUCAACCAUGCCUUUCAACAACCCUCACAAGUGGGCCUUCUUCCACUUCCCUUUCAGUUUCUUACCUUCAUCAGCAAUAGAGAACCAACCAAUUUCAUUUUGCAGAUUAGAUAAGCCAUCAUUGCCAAUAAUUACAUUCCUUGGAAUAUCCCAUCUUUCUCUUUUAAAUUAUCUGGUUCAUAGUUUUCCCUCCUUUGCCUUUGACCAAAGUUUAGAGUAGAAGAAAUCUCUGUUUUUUUUUGUGUGUGUAUUAGAAGUUAAAAAGGGGAUAAAAAAAACUCAGGUACAGAAAAUGAGUACAUCUUCAUUGUGUCAAUCAACUCUUCAAUCUCAGAUUAAUGGGUUUUGUGGAGGUCUUAAUCUUCACAAGCUUCAGAGAUCUACCUCUACUCCCAAUUCUUUGACUUCUACAAGGAGAAAAAUUCGAACAGUGGUGAAGGCAACGUCUCGAGUCGACAAGUUCUCAAAAUCUGACAUCAUAGUUUCUCCUUCUAUUCUCUCUGCUAACUUUGCAAAGUUGGGUGAACAGGUAAAAGCUGUUGAAUUGGCUGGCUGUGAUUGGAUCCAUGUUGAUGUAAUGGAUGGUCGUUUUGUUCCAAACAUUACUAUUGGACCUCUGGUGGUUGAUGCCUUACGGCCUGUGACUGAUCUCCCACUAGAUGUGCAUUUGAUGAUUGUUGAGCCAGAGCAGAGAGUCCCAGACUUCAUCAAAGCAGGUGCUGAUAUAGUGAGCGUUCACUGUGAGCAAUCAUCCACCAUUCAUUUGCAUCGUACUGUUAACCAAAUCAAGAGUUUGGGUGCUAAAGCUGGAGUUGUCCUUAAUCCUGCAACCCCUCUAAGUACAAUUGAAUAUGUGCUUGAUGUGGUUGAUUUGGUCUUAAUAAUGUCGGUAAACCCUGGCUUCGGGGGACAAAGCUUCAUUGAGAGCCAAUGCAAGAAAAUCUCUGACCUGAGAAGAAUGUGUGCAGAGAAGGGGGUAAACCCAUGGAUUGAGGUUGAUGGUGGAGUUGGUCCCGCAAAUGCAUACAAGGUCAUCGAGGCCGGAGCCAAUGCUUUAGUUGCUGGUUCCGCGGUCUUUGGAGCUAAAGACUAUGCUGAAGCUAUCCGAGGGAUCAAGACAAGCAAAAGGCCGGAACCUGUUGCCGUUUGAGGUUCUAAGCGUAAAAAACCGUUAAACACACCCUGAAAUCAAUAUAUUUUUACACCCAUAUACGCAGCAGAUGUUCGCAGACAUUGUGUUAAUGCUUGAAGACGACAUCCAGCAAGGGCGAUUAUAGGAAUACAACUCUAACAUAUGCAAGUUUUGUUUUUGCACAAUGUCCAUUCUUAGUGGAUAUUGUUCGUGCACGUCUGUAUAAAUGUUCUGGGUUGUAUUGACAUUCAUAACUACCAAUAAGAUUAACUUCCAAUCAACAAGGUUGAAUUAUGACUAAA